Molecule: messenger RNA, 2187 nt
Organism: Pestalotiopsis fici W106-1
Lineage: Eukaryota; Fungi; Ascomycota; Sordariomycetes; Amphisphaeriales; Sporocadaceae
Exons: 4
Coding region: 1-2187 (728 amino acids)
Biological process (GO): positive regulation of transcription by RNA polymerase II; DNA-templated transcription
Cellular component (GO): nucleus
Molecular function (GO): zinc ion binding; DNA-binding transcription factor activity, RNA polymerase II-specific; sequence-specific DNA binding
Source: RefSeq, a predicted model, not a curated record
AUGGCUACACCAUUCACCAACAUCGACGAGGCCUCUCCGUCUCCAGCAAAACGACUCAAGCGGAGCUUCAAAGCAUGCAAUCGUUGCCAUGUCCAGAAGACGAAAUGCACCGGGGAGAAGCCUUGUCGGGGCUGUUUGAGGUCGGAUAAUGCCCACAACUGCACGUAUCCCGUUCGCGAACGAAAGGUCAUAGUUCUAGAAAGCUACAUUGAACAGAUGCAAGCAGAAAACGACAAGCUCAGGAAGCGCAAAUUGUCCGCAUCGGCAUCACCACGUUCUACUGUUGAUAAUACGGGAGCUGCUAGGAGCGUUGACGGCAAUGGCAUUCUACCUGAAGCUUUGGAAGCACAAACCGAUGACGACAAUCGUGAUGAGGAUCGAGCCACCGCAAAUGUAGCCAAGCCGUUGCUCGAAGACCGGAUAUCCAUUCGUGACAACGGCAUCUCCUCGCGGCCAGUAUACGUCGGCGGUGCCGCGUGUACAGCAUUUGCCGCUCGGCUUGGUGGCCAUCUUCGCGGAAAUCAAGUAGUCUCUCCGGCUGUUAUUCCUGUAUUCAAGCAUACUGAUUUGCAGCGCACCCAUCAUUCUCGCCAUAACCUACCAAGCCGCGCGUAUGCCCGCUUCCUCGUGCAGACUGUCAUCAACUUUAUUGGCAAAGAUUACCACCUACUCCGCAAGAGAUCAUACUUUGCCAAAGUGGACCAGAUUUACGAUGACGUACAAGGAGCCAACUCCAUAUCACUCUGCCGGCUUUUCGUCGUCCUGGCUCUCGGCGAACUGUACCUCAAGAGAUCAGAGAUUGUAGAGGAUGGUUCGAGGACUGUUCCGGGUACCACCUUCUUCCUUCAGGCGGUCACAUACUUUGAGGAACAUUAUGAAGAACCAGACGUAGAGUACAUUGAAACAUUGCUGUUGUUGUCAUUCUACUCGCAUGCCUUGAACCGAAAGAAUAACGCCUACACCUAUACCGGUUUGGCAUUACGUCUCAGCGUUUCGAUUGGGUUGCAUCGAAAUAUUACUUAUGAACCUGGCAUAAGCCCAGCCGAAAUCGAGAAUCGCCGCCGCGUCUGGUGGACUGUCUACACAUUUGAACGACUUUGCAGCGCAAAGCUGGGACACCCCAUCAUGAUUCGAGAUGAGGAUAUUGAUGCUCCUCUCCCAUCGUCCAAUGGCCUCACGACAGAGGAGCUGGAUGAUUUUAUGGAUGCUCGACAGUUGCUUGCCAACAUCAAGCUCUCACGUAUCACAGGCUCCAUCAUGAGCCUCAUUUACGGGUCUGGGCUCGCAAAGACAAAGAAUUUUAUCAGCAAUGUCCACCAGAUUCUCAACAAUCUCAAACAAUGGGACACUGAGCUUUGUCCGGAUCUUAAGCUUGACUACGACAGAUUCCCCACCUACGGAUCGCGCUCUGUUGCUUCACUUCGGCUGCAUUUCAAUCAGUGUAUCAUCCUCACUACCAGACCAGUCCUACUUCAUGUUCUCAACUAUCAUAUCAAGCCAAUCCUGUCGCAAACGGCGUCACAACCAACCAGACCUCUAUCCGCAAUGGCUAUUGCCCUGAGUGAGGCUUGUAUAUACGCUGCAAGGGCGUCGGCGAAUCUGCUCUCCCAGUUGUGGAUAGAUGGUAGAAUUGCCAAAUUUGGCUACUUCGACGCUCACUACACGUUUUCGUCUGCCGUAGUCCUCCUUAUUUCUAAUACUUUGAGGGCCAACGAGUUUGACGCGGACACGAUCACUGUCUCGCUCGCUCUACUGCAAAGCAUGGUGGAAGAUGGCAACUUGCCGGCCCAGGAAAUGUACGAGAGGCUUCUUUCCCUACAAAAAGAUGUCGAUGAGCUCCAAAAGACAGCACCGCAAUUCUCCGGGCCUCGAAGGGGUUACAUCACACCGUCAGGUACCUUUGCAGCAAAUAUCAAGCGGAGCGACGCAGCCCACCUGAGCCCUAGGAGUAAUAGUCGCGGCAGUGUAAGCAUCCCACGAGAACCAAACACCGGAGUUGCAGAAAUACGCAAUGCUGCUCCCUUGAAUGACCCAUUCAUUCAGGACUUUUUAAGCAGCUCCGAUAACCGCACUUGGAGCCCAGAUGCGUUUCACAUUUUCGAUGGCGAGGAUGGAGCUUGGUCGCUUGCUUGGGAUAACACCAACAACCUUUUCAACGGCGAUCUUUCAUUCACACCUGGCGUAUAA